AGGAGUAACAUUGAACAACCUUCAGCUGUUCGUCAGGCGUUACGCAUGUGUUUUUAGGCUUUAGUAUUAGGUUUAAGGGUUAGUUCACCCAAAAAAGAAAAUUCUGCUCACCCUCAUGUCGAUCCAAACCUGUAUGAGUUUCUCUCUUCUGCUGAACACAAGAGAUGAUCUUUUAAAGAAUGUUGGUAAUCAAACAGUUGAUGGACUUCCAUAGUAGAAAAAACAAUUCUAUUGAACUAUAUGGAGGAUAGGAACAACAAGAGGUAAACGCAGUAAGAAUGGAAUCCCAUCGGCACGGCUCUGGACCUGUCAUGCAGUUCACAAGCGGUGUUACUGAAGUGUCAAGACCUGUCCAGACCUUUCAUCUUCGGGACAUCUACAACCCCAAACCACUUCCUCAAAGGACCCCGGUGGCAAUACGGCCACCCAGCCCAAAACCAGGUCCUCCUCGGGAGCCCGUCGUCCGGCGUAGGCCGUCCUGUGAGCCGGAGCCAAAGCCCAUCAUGAGGAGACGGGCGAAAUCUCUCUCCUCGUCCACAGACGAGCAUUCCUGCAGGAACGUGCAGGUCCGCUUCGUAGAUUCCUUAGGGUUGGACCUGGAAAAUGUGAAGUUCUUCAAGGCCGGUGAGGACCCGCUGGUGCCGGUCCACGUCAUCACCAGACUGCUGGCAAGUUCUGAGCUGGCCUCCAGGAAGAAGCUGGAGCUCUCCCUACCCUACUUCCAGCCGUCCUUCCCUGACAAUAUGGGUGCCGAGGCUGGAUUCCUCAAGCGCUUGUGCCGGCAGAGAGUUUGCCUGGAGCAGGUGUUUUGCUCUGAGCUGGGAAUUAUAGGAACCGUGCAAGUGCUGAACGUGGCCUAUGAGAAAGAGGUUACGGUGCGCUACUCGUUCACAGACUGGAAGAGCAGCGCGGAGAGUAAAGCGAGCUGGACCUGCACCGUCCGCAGACACGGGCCUGAUCCAGAGUCGGACGUGUUUCGUUUUCACCUGCCUGUCCCACCUUUCAUCAUGCAACCAGGUGCCAUGCUACAGUUUGCCAUCUGCUUCCGGGUCAGAGGAUUUGAGUACUGGGACAAUAACGGUGGAUGUGAUUAUAAACUGACCUGCCAGACGUACAAACUGACCGUCCCCAGAGAGUGUGAAGACAGCCUGCUGCAUUUCAUCUGACUCUCCUCUGGAGCUGCACUGUGAUAUAGACUUACACACACACACACACACACACACACACAAUGCAAGGUUCAUCUGAUAGAGCCACAGUUUUGCACAAGCGUUUUAAAAUGGAAGUUAUCAUUAAAAUGGCUCUAAUUUCAGGACUGACUUCCACCCAGGAACAAUUAGCUUGCAAUACCUGAUCGGUUCAGUAUUACUAUUGCAGGAGGAGACUUUUGUCUUUAAUUGUCUGUUCAAAAAUAGAACAAACGUCAUGCACAUUAUUUCAGUUCCUUUAGAGCUCAGAGCUCGUCUGCUGACAUAUACUGCACGUUAUAGUGCUGUUGAAAUCACUGAAGGGUUAGUUCACUUUCACAUGAACAUUAGCCCAAGCUUUAGAUGGCCUGACAGUGAGUAAAACUUGGGCUGAUUUUCAUUUGAAAGUGAACCCUUUAACGUCUUUUGGAGAAGUCUUGUUGUCUCUAAAUAUGUGAUUGAUUGUCUUGCAUCAGUUUUACAUGCUGAACAUUUAUUUGGAUUAUUUUGUAACACUUUACAAUAAGUUUUUCAUUUGUUAACAUUAGUUAGUUAACAUGAACUAACAAUGAGCAGUACAGCAUAUAUUAAUCUUAGUUAAUUUCAACAUUUACUAAUACAUUUUUAAAAUCAAAAGUAUCUGUUAACAAUAAAAAUAUUGUUCAUUGUUAGUUCAUGUUAGUUAAUGCAUUCAUGUUAAAAAAUUAGACCUUAUUGUAAAGUGUUACUAAUUAUUCAGUGAGGUUUAGUACAUUUUUCCUAGUUAACAUCUUUUCCUGGUGUGAUAUGUGGAAUUAGACAUUAAUGCACAAGCUGACUUAGCAACUUAUUGUAUUAUGCACUUAUUCAGUUCCGAUGUAUCGCAUGUUACUCAUUUCACCCCAGCAAAACAGAGUUAUUUAUGCUCUUAAAUUGAUUAAAUUUUGUAUAUUUAGAGGAUAAAUUUGAGUGAUCAUUGUUAUUCCCUUGCUUUGCCUCUCUUGUUGACAGAGAUUUCUCCAGGCAGUCAAUGGCAUCUGAGGAAGGCAGACAAUGUGCUUCUGACUCUACAGCUGUAAGAACACAUGAUAGACAUGUGAGGUCAGUUCUAAAAAUAUCCAUCGUCUUUAAACCAGUAACAAAACUACUAUAAGCACACCUUCACCUUUGACACACAGCCUGACAGCUGAGUGUAUAUCUGAAAUUCUCUGUUUGAUGAAGAUUAUUCAGCCUGGUUGUGUUUCUACUGCAACAUAACUUGAGUAAACAAAAGAACUCAGAUCAUUACCGCUAUAUCGAGAGCUAUUGUCCUGUUUUAUGAUUAAAUGUUGUAAUGUUUUUUAUUUGUUAUUUGUUAUUCUUUAUUUUUUAUUUUCUUUCUUUCUGUAAUUGAAUAACAAUAAUUGUGAACGGGGUUGUUGAUAUUCUCUGAUUUUCAGCAGUACAGUGAGCGAACACUAGAUGGAGCUGAUGUAAGCCGAAUUCUUCCACAUAAGAUUGGGAAGAUUGGGAAGGCUGAUGUCCACAAUUUCAAAUAUUCUCUGUAAAAAUGAACAAUUUGGAUAAGGUUUUAUAUAUUGUAAAAAAAAAAAUUUUUAGUUUAGCUUAAUUUAUUUUUUUUAUCUGAAUUUUAGUGUUGGACAAUGUGCAAUAUUACAUAUUCAUAGGCACUACUAAUUAUGUGUAACUGUAUCUGUAUGUCUGCUGAUGUGUGUGAAAUAAACUAAAUGGAUCCUU
Molecule: messenger RNA, 2900 nt
Organism: Megalobrama amblycephala (Wuchang bream)
Lineage: Eukaryota; Metazoa; Chordata; Actinopteri; Cypriniformes; Xenocyprididae
Gene: ppp1r3db
Product: protein phosphatase 1, regulatory subunit 3Db
Exons: 2
Coding region: 279-1166 (295 amino acids)
Biological process (GO): regulation of glycogen biosynthetic process
Cellular component (GO): protein phosphatase type 1 complex
Molecular function (GO): protein phosphatase 1 binding; glycogen binding
Source: RefSeq, a predicted model, not a curated record